AUGCUUGCCGAUCACGACGCCCGCCACAGUUAUGCCGAGACCAACGGAACUUUUGGCGCCAACUUCAGCCUGUUUGAUGACACGCGGCUGACGUCCAUCUUGAAACGUGGUGGCAGCAAUGACAGCACGAAGAUUAAAGAACUCCUGAGGGCUUUGGAGGAUAUGAGGAACUUGUACAAUAUAUCUGUUACGAAAGAGUGCCACCGUUCGGAAUAUUGUACAGGCGAAUUUAGAGAUGUUUUAUUAGCAUAUAACCGCAUCCACGGCUAUGUUAGUUUACUGAUCUGUCUUUUUGGUAGCCUAGCGAAUGCUUUUAAUGUGGUCGUGCUGACUCGGCGUGAUUUAGCCACAGCACCCAUAAAUCGUCUCCUAAAAUGGCUUGCUGUGGCCGACGUCUUCGUUAUGCUUGAGUACGUGCCUUUCACCGUUUACAGGUAUAUGUUGCUGCCACGGCAAGAGGAACGACCGUAUGCGUGGGCCGUAUAUAUGCUCUUCCAUAUGCAUUUCACCCAACUCUUGCACACUGCAUCCAUACUGCUUACACUGUCCCUCGCGAUAUGGCGGUACAUUGCAAUCAAGUAUCCUUCUCAUGGACCUUCUUUAUGUACCGAUCGGCGCUGCUCAAUAGCUAUUUUGAUAAGCUUUCUAUUGCCGCCAAUCCUAUGCAUACCAUCAUACUUUGUAUUCACGAUACACAACGACGUCUCCAUCGACAAAAGUGCCACUAAGGUUGCGUCUAAAGUUUACUACGUCGAUUCAAAUUAUGAUGGAGUGCUUUACCAGCUCAACUUUUGGGUUCACGCCGUGUUCAUAAAGCUGUUACCGUGCGUGAUACUGACCAUCAUCAGCGCCUGGCUGAUACGCGUUCUGUAUCGGGCGAACAGCCGGAAGAGAAUGCUGAAGGGCUAUAACGCUUGCCCCGCCCCCACAGUGGUCAAUGGGAAUGGCAAUGUCUUCACCAGGAAGCCCACGAAACGUUCCAAGGCCGAAAAAAGAACCGACCGCACUACAAAGAUGCUGGUUGCCGUUCUCCUGUUGUUUCUAUUGACAGAAUUUCCACAGGGCAUCCUAGGUCUAAUGAGCGGAGUGUUGGGUCGGUGCUUUUUCAAAAGGUGCUACGACCUUUUCGGGGAGUUAAUGGAUGCUUUGGCCCUUCUAAAUGGCGCCAUAAAUUUUAUCCUCUACUGCUCGAUGUCAAGACAAUUCCGGACAACCUUUGGCCAGAUUAUACGUAAUCGCUGCACAUCGGCACCAAGAGCUGGCUCGCACACAGAACUGCAAACAACAUACGUC
Molecule: messenger RNA, 1293 nt
Organism: Iphiclides podalirius (scarce swallowtail)
Lineage: Eukaryota; Metazoa; Arthropoda; Insecta; Lepidoptera; Papilionidae
Source: the annotation of a GenBank genome assembly